Molecule: messenger RNA, 2753 nt
Organism: Mustela erminea (ermine)
Lineage: Eukaryota; Metazoa; Chordata; Mammalia; Carnivora; Mustelidae
Gene: BAIAP2L2
Product: BAR/IMD domain containing adaptor protein 2 like 2
Exons: 14
Coding region: 895-2475 (526 amino acids)
Biological process (GO): actin filament bundle assembly; actin crosslink formation; positive regulation of actin filament polymerization
Cellular component (GO): nucleoplasm; cytosol
Molecular function (GO): protein binding
Source: RefSeq, a predicted model, not a curated record
UGCCCCCUCGGAUGAGUGCUCUGUUUCCGGGACUCCCCCAGUGGGGGGGGGGCACCACUUUUCUUCCCCAGGCCUCCCCGAAUCCAGUCAGGCCAAAAGUGAAGCUGUUCAGAGGCAGCUGCCAAGCCCACUUGCCCACGGUGAUAGGUGAGGGCGAGCUCUGUUUGCUGGAGCAGGAGAUGAGACCCAGAGAGGGUAGGGGGCUUGGGCAUAGUCACACAGCCUGUGAGCGGGGCCAAGCUUUGUUCCAGGUCUGUGUGGCUCUAGGGCUCCUGCUGCCAGCAUGAGCGGAGGUGGGCAGGCAGCGGCUGAUGGGGGAGCCCCGGCCCUCGAGGUGCGGCGUGAGGGGCUUAGGCAGACAGAAGACCAGAGAGCCAUGAUGCCCAGUGGUACAUUCAGCCUCCAGCGCUGGACCUGUCAGGGAGGGUCCCAGGGGAGGGCCCCCAGCAGCUCUGGCCCUAUAAUUUGGGCAAUGCCCAAUGUGGGCAGAUGGGAGGGCAGGGGUCCUGCUGGCCCAGGGGAAGCUAGACCCAGAGGUAGGAGGUGACCUGAGACAGUGGCCCGCAUCCACGCGUGCCCACCGUCCCACGGUUCCGAGGGGUAAAUAAUUGAAGGACAGGUCACACGAACCUGCCCGCGUCACAGGAUGCCUUCCCCCGGGUCUGGUUACGCCCCAGAUCGCAUUCUGACAUCCCUGGCUGGUGAAUAAUUAAGCUGCCACCUCCUCCCCAGCCGCCACCACCUGCGGCAGGGCCUCGGUCUUCAGGUCCCACUGUGCAGCUUUCUUCGCUCCCCCAAAGCAGUGGGCACUGGAGGGGACCGACCCCCCACCCUGCUCCUGGCCCUGCCAACGCCUCCAGUCUCCUGCCGGGCACCUGACUUGCAGCCCACUCUAUGGCCCCAGAGAUGGACCAGUUCUACAGGUCCACCAUGGCUAUCUACAAGAGCAUCACGGACCAGUUUAACCCUGCCCUGGAGAACCUGGUGUACCUCGGGAACAACUACCUGCGGGCCUUCCAUGCUCUGUCCCAGGCGGCUGAGGUGUACUUCAACGCCAUCCAGAAGAUCGGGGAGCAGGCCCUGCAGAGCUCUACCUCGCAGAUUCUGGGGGAGAUCCUGGUGCAGAUGUCGGACACGCAGCGGCACUUGAACUCCGACCUGGAGGUGGUGGUGCAGACAUUCCACGGAGAUCUGCUACAGCACAUGGAGAAGAAUACCAAGUUGGACAUGCAGUUCAUCAAAGACAGCCGCCAGCACUACGAGAGGGAGUACCACCACCGAGCCACCAACCUGGAGAAGUACAUGUCUGAGCUGUGGCGCAUGGAACGCAAGAGGGACAAGAAUGUGCGGGAGAUGAAGGAGAGUGUGAACCGGCUACACGCACAGAUGCAAGCCUUCGUGUCUGAGAGUCAGCGGGCAGCUGAACUGGAAGAGAAGCGGCGCUAUCGUUUCCUGGCCGAGAAGCACCUGCUGCUUUGCAACACCUUCUUGCAGUUUUUUGGCCGGGCCCGGGGCGUGCUCCAGAACCGCGUGCUGCUGUGGAAGGAGCAGUCGGAGGCCAGUCGCAGCCCGUCGCGCGCCCACUCCCCGGGCCUACUGGGCCCCGUGCUGGGGCCGCCCUACCCCUCGGGCCGCCUGACGCCCACCCGCCUGGACAUGCCCCCGAGGCCCCUGGCGGAGUUCAGCUCCCCCCGCAGCCGGCACGGCUCUGGCUCCUACGGCCCCGAGCCCGUCGAGGCGAGGUCCGCGUCGCAGCUGGAGCCCGAUCGCCGGUCGCUGCCCCGGACGCCGUCCGCCUCUUCGCUCUACGCCAGCGGCAACCAGCGCUCCCGCUCCAACUCCUUUGGCGAGCGCCCGGGAGGCGGCGGCGGGGGCGGGGGCGCCCGGAGGGUCCGCGCCCUUGUCUCGCACUCGGAGGGCGCCAACCACACGCUGCUGCGCUUCUCUGCUGGAGACGUCGUGGAGGUGCUUGUGCCAGAGGCCCAGAACGGCUGGCUCUACGGCAAGCUGGAGGGCUCUUCCGCGAGCGGCUGGUUCCCCGAGGCCUAUGUGAAGCCCCUGGAGGAGGUGCCCGUGAGCCCCAUUAACCCCUUGAACCCGGUGACCUCCAUGAACCCGAUGAGCCCUAUGAAUGAGCUUCCUUCCAGAUCCUACCCGCUCCGGGGCAGCCACAGCCUUGAUGACCUCCUGGACCGGCCGGGCAACUCUACAGCCCCCUCGGAGUACUGGGACGGCCAGUCCCGCUCCCGGACCCCGACCCGCAUCCCUAGCCGCGCCCCCAGCCCUGCACCCACACCCCUGCCUGACAGCCGCCGGAGCAGCAUGGGCAGCCCAGGGGUAGCCAGUGAUGUCAAGAAACUUAUGUCCUGGGAGCAGCAGCCUCCAGAGCUCUUCCCUCGGGGCACGAACCCCUUCGCCACGGUAAAGCUGCGUCCCACAGUCACCAACGACCGCUCGGCUCCCCUCAUCCGCUGAGACGCCUUCCUCCGGCAGGGGGCUGAGGUCGUCCCCCCACACCCGCCCGGGGGCUGCCCAGAGCUGGCGGCAGCAGCAGCAGCAGUGGACCCGAGAAGCCGGGGUCCUGAUCCCGGGGGUGGCUACCCCGCCCCAAACCGUGCCCGCAGCUUGAGCAGCUCCAAGAGGGCUGGCUUGGGGUCCGGGGCCUUCAAAAUAAAGCAGGCAGGGGCGCCUGGGUGGCUCAGUGGGUUAAAGCCUCUGCCUUUGGCUCGGGUCAUGAUCCCAGGGUCCUGAGA